GGGACGUCGACGCUGUGUGUGUCCUCGGUGAGAGAGCUGCCGUCUCAGCUUCAGGAUCUCUACCAGCAGGGCUUCGUUCUGAGCGCUGUGCAUCCGUUCGUUCACCCGUGUGGACCCGAGCCCGCCAGCAUCCAGCGCCAGCUCUACCGGGCCGUGCUCAUCAGAGUCUCCGACAGCUGGGAGAAGAAUCCUGCAGACUUUGAGCCUUACCAUCUUAAACUGGAGGAAUGCAUGUCUGCGGACCAGAUUCCCACUACGGAGCACAUCCAAGGAUACGUGAAGAAACAGAUCCAGGACGCUGCGGAUCAGGGCAUCAUGUUCGCGGGCUUCAUCCAGGAGCCGGCGGGUCUUCGCCCACAUGUGUCCCGACACGGAGAACCAGAGGAACCCUCUCUCUCCCUGCACUCAAGCCCCAGCUCGCUGCACGGAUCCGGGCUCACGCCGAGCCCCAGUCCCCUGGAGGAGCCCGAGCCCGAAGACCAGAACCAAGGAGAAAACGAGGGAGGAGAGCCUUCAGAAGGAGGAGGAGAAGAUGAUCUCUCUGUUGAGACGUCAGCCGUGUUGAAAUCAGGACCUGGUGAAACACAGCAACACAACAACAACGACACGGCCAAAGUCAAAGACACAACCGAGAGAGCCAGCCGGGUCACGCUGAGUAAGAGCGGUGCAGAGCUGUUCGGGUUGUUUAACUACCCGGGCCGCCGUGAGGGUCAGUUUAAGUACUACACGGUUAAAGUGCCUCUACGAGUGCAACCGCAGGGCGAGGGCAUCUGCACGCUGGAGGCGAACUGGCUCGAUCACAUGACCCAACACUUCAACAACGGAGCUUCACUAGUGGACGGAUACUUUCAGCUGGCCAGAGACAACGAUCUGCUCAUCAGGACAGUGGAGAGUGUGUUUGUGUUCCAGGAGAGCGAGGAGAGCGACUCUGCGUACGACGCUAUAGUGGUGGAGCAGUGGACCGUCUUACAUGGUUUACAGGUGAAGACAGACUAUAUUCCCUUGCUGCAAUCACUGGCUUCAUUUGGAUGGAGACUCACUUGUGUGCUGCCUACACCCAUCAUCAAGACUAACAGUGAUGGAAGUCUGGCCACCAAACAGAUCGUUUUCCUCCAGAGGCCGAUGUUGCCUCGCAAGAAGAAAGAAUCCAAGAAAGUCAUCUUUAAAGCACGGAACAAGUCCAACAAGAACUCCGUCAAAGACGCACCAAAGAACAAGAAGAAGAAAGAGACGAGUGAUCAAAAGAGCAGCGACGGAGCCGAGAAGAGCGCAGAAGACACGAAUACAAGCGUGAACGAGCGACGGGGGGAAAACAUGAGUGAUGAGGCUGAAGUGCAGAGAGAACAGAGAGAGGAAGGAGAUGAGACAGAGGCGACAGGAAGUGAUGUCACAGCUGGCAGGGAGAAACAGGAAGCAGGAAGCAGCGAAAGAGAUGGAAACGCUGAGGAGAAGGUAAACGAGAGUAGUGUGAAAACUGAAGCUGAAAUGGGGUCGUAUAAAGACACGGGACGACAGGAAGAGGAAGUGGACAAACAGGAAGACGGCUCAGCCAAUCAGGAUUGAGGAUGCGCUCAACCCACCUGGCCAAUGGAAGUGGGCCUUUAUGAAUGUUAAAAUGCUAUAUACCUUGCAAAAAAAAAAAAAAAAAAACUCAAUAUUUUGUCUUGUCCAGUAUCUAAACAUCCCUAAAACAAGAUAAAUUCACAAGGCAUUAUAACGUUGUUGCCUUCAAAUUUUUAAGUACAAUCAACUUGGAUGUUUAAGUCAUUUCA
Molecule: messenger RNA, 1772 nt
Organism: Rhinichthys klamathensis goyatoka
Lineage: Eukaryota; Metazoa; Chordata; Actinopteri; Cypriniformes; Leuciscidae
Product: raftlin
Exons: 8
Coding region: 232-1563 (443 amino acids)
Source: RefSeq, a predicted model, not a curated record